This is a messenger RNA of Fomitopsis serialis, 1630 nucleotides long. RefSeq lists its product as uncharacterized. The transcript is spliced from 2 exons. The coding region runs from base 185 to 1519 and encodes 444 amino acids. Lineage: Eukaryota; Fungi; Basidiomycota; Agaricomycetes; Polyporales; Fomitopsidaceae. The record is from RefSeq and is a predicted model, not a curated record.
ACCGCAGCUUCCGGCCGAUGUUUGCACGGACAUAGCCAGCUUUCUCUGGCACGACACUCUCUCGCUCUCGCGCUGUUGUUUCGUCUGUCGAGCCUGGUAUCACGCCGCAAAGCGCCAUCUAUUAUGGUCACCUACGCCGACCAUCAGCACGAAGGUGGCACUCUAUCGCAUCUCCCGCGUGCUUAUGUCCGCGCCAGGUCGGAGGCUUCUCAAGCUCAAGUAUAUAUCUAUCGAAGAUGACCCGUCUCAGCCCUUCGCGCACACAUUUCCUUUGUGUCUGUCCGGGACACACCUCCCAGAGCUACAUAUCAUUCGCCUGCAGGACGUGGACUGGGACAGACACAGGCUACAUACCGACUUCUUCACCUACCUGGCACACUUCACUUCUGUCCGCUGCCUCACGCUCUCGCACUGCACGCUCCGCAGUGCAGACGACCUGCGCAGGCUUGUCAACUCCUUGCCGAGGCUCGCGUACCUCGCGCUCAAAGGAGUCGAUGUGAAGCAGUCGACUUUCGCCGUAGAACGUGGAACUGUCGAUCGAGCUCGUGUCCGAGAGCUCAAUAUUGGUUUUCAUCCCUCUUGUACCCCCUUGCUCAGCCUGUGCACAGCGUACACCUCCGUUACCUUAGUCAUCAUCGACCUAUCUUAUUUCCCGUCAUUGGCCCAAGUCCAGCGCGUCGUCUCUGCAUUCUCCUCCUUGAACCACCUGCGUCUAGAGUAUGUGCACAAAAGUAGCAUGAACACUAACAGUGCAGACGACGACAUGUGGCCGCCGGCGUCCAGCAUAACUCUCGCCGCAGAUGCAUACUGGCACUCAAAGACACUCGUGCUCUCGCUUGCAACUUUCCAGAUCGAUGGGCUGCCAUCCGUCCAGAUCGAAGCCGUCCUCCGGUGGCUCGUGGCAACUCGUAGCAGCUCCACCAUCGAGGAGCUAGAAAUCGGCUUCCGGGAUGCACCUACGGAAAGCGUACAGUCAACCGUUGCAGACCUUCUGCAGCGGCUGGGGAGAAAGCUUGUACGUUUUAGGUGCGGGAGACUCGGUGUCUCUAAGGCUGAUGUUGCCUUCGCAGAGUACCUGCCUCCUCUGGAGUACAGCAUAGGCUUGCGCACUCUCCAGCUGCACACUCGUGUUAAUGACGACAGCAAGACGCUGCGCAAGACUCGCACCACUAUACUCACGGUCCUCUCCCGCAUCCAGACCCCGUACCUGGAGAAGCUCGUCCUCGGGUUCACGCUAGACUUUGGAUUGUCUGCGACCUCCACUGCGUGUGACGAGCCCAAUGCUGCGGAAAUCGACCCCGCUGCUCUCGAGAUCACCCACAGCAUCCUCGCACGUCGUGUCUUUGCCAAUCUCUCACCGCAAGGCGUAUACAUCAGGUUCUACGCCCCGGACGAGGCUAUGAGGGUCAUUUCCGAGGUCAUAACGACCAUUAUGCCGAAACUCUUCGCCCCAUGGUUCGCGAGGAGACUCGUGGUGAUGAAGACCCCGGACCAAACUUCAAUCCCUAUUACAGAGUGACUAGCCGAUGCACAGCCGCGUAGUUUCCGAUUUUGUUCUCAACGAUAAUGAUGGCAUACCCAUUGUAGUCCCGAUUGCGCGAAUGGCUAGACGUGGACCCGCUUACAGUAC